Manis javanica (Malayan pangolin) is the source of this 4644-nucleotide messenger RNA. The record is from RefSeq and is a predicted model, not a curated record. Lineage: Eukaryota; Metazoa; Chordata; Mammalia; Pholidota; Manidae.
GCUGCUGCAGAGGCUGAUGGGGUGACGGAGACGGCCCUGCCUCAGGCGACUGCACCAUGGUAACGGGCCGCGGUGGAACUAGGCUGGCAAUGGCGGCGUGGUCCAUCUCUCCGGCCGCGGCUGUGAUUGCAUUCCUCCUGUUAGACCUCCCAAGAGUCUCACAGGCCCAGACCUUCUCCUUCCCCUUCCGGCAGCCGGAGACGUGCGGCCACAACCAGUACUUCGAUAUCUCCGCGCUCUCCUGUGUUCCUUGUGGAGCCAACCAGAGGCGGGACUCCCUAGGAACUUCAUGUGUGUGUGUACCAGGAUUUCAGAUGAUCUCUAAUAAUGGAGGACCUGAUAUUAUUUGUAAAAAGUGCCCAGAAAAUAUGAAAGGUGUUACUGAAGAUGGCUGGAACUGUAUUUCUUGCCCUGGUGGUUUAACUGCAGAAGGAAAAUGCCACUGUCCCACCGGCCAUAUUUUAGUGGAAAGAAAUGUUAAUGGAACAUUGUUGUCUCAAGCAACUUGUAAGCUCUGUGAUGAAAGUGAAGACUCUUUCACGGUAGCAGAUGCUUUAGGAAACAGGUGUAUCCCUUGUGAACCAACAUUCAUCAAUACCAACAGAUCCUGUACAUGUUCAGAACCUAACAUUUUAACCGGGGGAUUAUGUUUCAGCAGCACAGUGAAUUUUCCUCCCCGUAUAAUUUCAGCUGCCCGUUACGGAGAACUUGGCAUGUCUCUUACUUCAGAAUGGUUUGCAAAGUAUUUGCAAUCAUCAGCAGCUGCUUGUUUGGUGUAUGCCAAUCUAACAUCUUGCCAAGCUCUCGGAAAUAUGUGUGUGAUGAACAUGAAUUCUUAUGACUCUGUCACUCUUGAUGCAUGUCAACUGUUUCAGUUUAUCUUUAAAAAUACUGCUAGACUGCAUACUGUUCAUUCAGUUUCUUUUUGGAGACAGAAUCUUCCAUGGCUGUUCUAUGGAGACCAACUAGGAUUAGCUCCUCAAGUACUCAGGACUACACCUCUUCCUACAAAUUUCAUUUUUAAAGGGCAAAAUAAGAAUUCAAAACUGAAGUUUAUUGCUGCUUCCUAUGAUGUAAGAGGAAAUUUUCUCAAGUGGCAAAGUUUAGAAGGAGGUGUUUUACAGCUCUGUCCAGACACAGAAACAAGACUAAAUGCUGCUUAUUCUUUUGGAACAACCUAUCAACAAAAUUGUGAAAUUCCUCUCUCUAAGAUCUUAAAUGACUUUCCCACUCCUAUAUUUUAUGAUGUAUAUGUUGAAUAUACCAAUGAAAAUCAACACCAGUAUAUUUGGGCUGUGCCUGUAUUAAACCUAAAUCUUCAACACAAUAAUAUAUUUGUGAACCGAGACAGUGCCUCUGGCAAGUGGCUUUUGACUCGGCGCAUUUUCUUAGUGGAUGCACUAAGUGGACGAGAAAAUGACAUAGGAAGUCAGCCAAGAUUAAUUCGAAUUGCUACCCAAAUAUCACUGAGUGUUUCUAAUUUGCUUCCUUUUAAAUAUCAGGUUUCUUUCUCAGUCAAAUAUGAAAUGAAUCAAGAGGAGGCACAAGUCCGGACAGAUAUCGCUUUGGGUGUAUUGGGUGGGCUAGCUGUUUUAUCAUCUCUUCUGAAGACAGCAGGGUGGAAGAGGCGCAUUGGGAGUCCCAUGAUUGAUUUACAGACAGUUAUGAAAUUCUUGGUAUACUAUGCUGGUGAUCUAGCCAAUGUUUUCUUUAUCAUCACUGUGGGAACAGGUCUUUAUUGGCUAAUUUUCUUCAAAGCACAGAAGUUGGCUUUUGUUUUGCUGCCAGGGCCGGCUCAGGAAGAGCGUCUCGUUACUUACGUGGGAUGCGCUUUUGCUCUAAAGGCUCUGCAAUUUAUGCAUAAGCUCAUAUCCCAGAUUACCAUAGAUAUAUUCUUUAUUGACUGGGAGCGGCCUAAAAGAAGUGUUAUUAAAGCUGCUGAAGGUGAGGGCAGUGUUCGGAGUGCUGCUGUUCCUGUAAGCAUAUGGAGAACAUAUUUUGUAGCAAAUGAAUGGAAUGAAAUUCAGACUGUGAGAAAAAUUAACCCACUCUUUCAAGUACUUACUGUCCUCUUCUUUUUGGAGGUUGUGGGAUUCAAGAACUUAGCAUUGAUGGACUUAUCCUCUAGUCUUUCCAGAAGCCCCGCUAGCUACAUAGCUCCUUACAGCCUCAUUUUGAGAUAUGCAGUAUCUACUGUUCUUUGGCUAGUCAUUGGAAUUAUACAGAUUGUGUUCUUUGCUGUCUUUUAUGAGAGAUUUAUAGAAGAUAAAAUUCGACAGUUUGUUGAUUUAUGCUGUAUGAGCAAUAUAUCAGUGUUUCUAUUAUCCCACAAAUGUUUUGGCUAUUACAUUCAUGGUAGAUCAGUACAUGGGCAUGCGGAUACUAAUAUGGAAGAGAUGAAUAUGAAUCUUAAAAGAGAAGCGGAGAAUUUGUGUAGCCAGAGAGGUUUGGUACCCAACACAGAUGGCCAAACUUUUCAAAUUGCAGUUUCUAGCCAGAUGAGACAACACUAUGACAGAAUCCAUGAGACACUUACAAGGAAAAAUGGCCCUACCUUGAGUUCAUCAGCAAGUACUUUUGAGCAGAGUAUAAAAGCAUAUCAUACUAUGAAUAAAUUCCUUGGCUCUUUCAUUGAUCAUGUGCAUAAAGAAAUGGACUACAUUAUAAAAGAUAAAUUACUUCUUGAAAGAAUUCUUGGAAUGGAAUUCAUGGAACCGAUGGAAAAAAGCAUCUUUUACAAUGAUGAAGGUUAUUCUUUCAGCAGUGUUCUGUAUUAUGGAAAUGAAGCCACGCUUCUUAUUUAUGAUCUGCUAUUCUUCUCUGUUGUGGAUUUGGUUAACCAAGAUUUUCUUCUAGCAGCCUUCCUUACAUACCUACAACAAGAGAUUUUUAGAUUUAUCCGUAAUACAGUUGGACAGAAGAAUUUAGCAUCCAAAACAUUGGUGGAUCAGAGAUUUCUGAUUUAAUUUGCUGAAUAGAUAACUAAGACUCAAUAUAAUCAUGGCAAAAAAAGGGUUAUGAUUAUAGGUGAGCAAGGCAGAAGCUUUUAUUUAGAGGUACAACAAGAGGACAGAGCUUGAGAGUCCCCUCUUCAAUAUACUCUUUAAUAAUCCUUUUCAUUGUAUACCAUGUACUUGAAAGGUACUUAUACUUCAAGUAUAAUAAUCAUUAACCCCCAAACUGAUAUUUCUUAUUGUCUUCUAUGUUAAUGCUAUAUAAUACUUAAAUAUAAUGCUAUGUAAAUAUUGUUUACAUUUUUUUCUUGAUUUUUUAUUUUGUAAAUAUGUAGAUUUUUUAAUUGAAAAUAUAGAAUAAGACAUUUGGUGUUUCUGUUUCCUAUUGGAUUAAUAUCUAUUUCAUGAAAUAGCACUUCGGAAUGAAUACAUAUAGCACCAUUGAGGCAAGGUCUCCAAACACUACCAAAGUUGAAUCUUUUCAUUUUCCCUGAAUCUUGAGGAUUGACUGAAGAGAAAGAGGGAAAGCUAGUAAGUUGACUAUUCGAAACUUCAGUUUCUGAAGGUUCAUAGUACAGGAAUGCCUUUAUAAAAGCUGCAAAGACAAAUAAAUGUACCAACAUGGAUUUUUAAAACCACCUGCUCAGAAGCAUGUGGAAGACAUUUCAGCUCUCAUUCUGCAAAUGAGAAGUUAAUACUAAUGUGAAUGUUUUAAAAUGAAAAUUUCGAAAAAUGAGGUCAGUUAGCUCACCUAAUAAAUUAAAACAGAGAAAAGACAUUAAAAGAAUCAUUCUACACUACUUUUGCAUAAUAUUUUUUAUUUUGGUUAGAGACAUAAAAAUGUAUAUUGAUUUUCAUACAGUGUUGACUCAAUUUAAUUUUAUGCCACAAUUUAAAUUUUAUGAUCAUGUACCUGAUUUUCCACAAGAUGUGUAAACUUUCUAUUUCUGUAGCACCAAUUCAUUGUACUUUGCAUCUUAUAACCCUAAUUUUACUGACUACCUAGAAAUGUUUGACAAGUCUCAUCAUCAUUUCAUAAUGAAACAAACUCUAGGUUUACCUAGAUAUUCUAUAUAAGUGCUGUGUCCUCCUUAGAAGUGCACAGAUCUCUAAAAUAAUCCUGCAGAUCAUUCUCUAUGUUAUGAGCUGCUUAUAUUUACUUAUUUGCCUGGCACUGCUGUCCUAUUAAACUACCUUUUGAGAAGGCUCUUCUAGUUACAUAGAUUGAGAAGCAUUCAAAAGUACCAUUAAUUCAGUGCUUGUAAGCAUAAAAAAGUAUCCUUUUUAUGGUCUGUAAAUACUGACAAAAGCUGAGGAGAAAUAAAAGUACGUUAAGGAGCUGUGUGACUUAAUGGAAAGUACUCCAGAUUUAGUAACAGAAGCCCUGGAUUUGAAUUAAAAUUUGCCCAUCACCUACCAGCUUUGGAACCUUAAACCAAGUUAUUUGGCAUCUUUGAAAUUUCAUUCUGCAUCUUUGCAAUGGAAUCAAUACCCUUUGUUUACCACUUGUUGUAAAGAUUAAUUCAUUAAGAUAAGACUUAUCACAAUGAAUAAACUGAACACUGGAAUUUUUUUUUUUGAGGGAAAUUGCUGUUUUAUUUGUAUUCAUAAAACUUGGCUGUAAUCAAUUAUGCCAUAUAGGAUGUCAUACAAUACCACUGGUUAAAAUAAAGGCUAUUUUUCAAAUGUA